Symbiodinium natans is the source of this 690-nucleotide messenger RNA. Lineage: Eukaryota; Dinophyceae; Suessiales; Symbiodiniaceae. The record is from the annotation of a GenBank genome assembly.
AUGAAGCGAAAAGGAGGUUCUGGAGAUUCUGAAGAGCCUGACGCACAAGGAGAGCCGUGCAAUGAGGAGGGUGUCGUGGCGUUUGCGCUGUACAAGCCCAGGCCUAUGAUCACAGACAUGACGAAGGGAGGCAUGGGAGAGAUCGCGAGGAGGAUGUGCCCUUCCACGCCCCCUUGGCCUGUCGGCCAGCUCGACAGGUGCACAACUGGGCUCAUGAUCUUUACAACAAACGGUCGCCUCACCUGUCACCUCAACAGCCAUGUGGCCAAAACCUACCGUGCUUGGUAUGAUGGCUGGGCGAGCAGCAAUGGCAGGAGCUCUGGUGAGCUGACAAAUGAGCAAUGUCAGCAGCUGUUGCAGGGCAUCUGCCUGUCGCGUGACGAUGGGUGGGCAAAGUUCGAAACAGUGGAGAGGAGGGAUAGCGAAGAGCUCCCCAGUGUCCAACUGCCCACAGGCGAGGAGAUCCGCAAGUUCCGCUACUGCGCGGACGUGCGCAUCCGCUGUGGCAAGUUCCACGUAGUGAAGCGACUCUUCAUGUCCGUUGGGAAAUCGGUCAUCCGACUGCAACGCCUGGAAGUGGCCGGCCUCUCUUUGGAGAAGUGCGGCCUUCAGAGGCCCGGUGACUUCAUACAACUGUCUGACGAGCAGAUUGAUUUGCUUUGGGAGGACUGCUCCUGCAAGCCGGUCUAG